CUCCUCUUCAGGAGGAUAAAUAGAAGCUGUACAUGAGUUUAAUCUGUGUCUGUGUCUGCAGCAGUGAACAACAUGGUGCGCUCUGUCCUCUGCCUCCUGACUGUGGCCCUGGCCUUUGUGCCUCUGCUCUCUGCUGUGGAAGUGGAUUCAGAGAAACCUGGAGUUUGUCCCAAGCCAGACAUUGACCCCAAAGUCGCCUCUUGUCUGAACGAGUGCUCCUCAGACAGUCAAUGUGAGGGAAACCUGAAGUGCUGCUUCAACGGCUGUGGACAUGUUUGUGCAAAGCCAAGAGAAUCCAAACCAGGAUCCUGCCCUGACACGAGCCCUGUUUUCACCACAUGUAAAAAGGAAUGCACUGAUGACAGUCAGUGUCCCGAGAACCUCAAAUGCUGCUUCAGCAGCUGUGGACUCCAGUGUAUCCCCCCUGAACAUGGCAACAGUCCACAAUGA
Messenger RNA from Periophthalmus magnuspinnatus, 450 nucleotides. Its product is annotated as WAP four-disulfide core domain protein 18-like. The record is from RefSeq and is a predicted model, not a curated record. The transcript is spliced from 3 exons. Gene Ontology annotation, cellular component: extracellular region. Gene Ontology annotation, molecular function: peptidase inhibitor activity. NCBI's taxonomy places the organism in Eukaryota, Metazoa, Chordata, Actinopteri, Gobiiformes, Gobiidae. The coding region runs from base 73 to 450 and encodes 125 amino acids.